UCCCACGGACUAGACAGAAUCAUCGCCAUGUCCAAACUGGAUCUCUACAACAUGUCUGGUUCGCCGAGCACUCGGGCCAUCAUUAUGACGGCUAAGGCAUUGGGACUGGAACUGAACUCCAUCAAUGUGAAUACCUUUGUGGGGGAGCAGCUGAAACCAGAGUUUGUGAAGAUCAACCCACAGCACACCAUUCCCACUCUGGUGGACAAUGGAUUCGUCAUCUGGGAGUCGCGUGCCAUCGUGGUCUAUCUGGUGGAGAAGUAUGGAAAACCGGAUUCGGCUCUCUACCCCAAGGAUCCCCAGAAGCGGGCUCUGAUCAACCAAAGACUGUACUUUGAUAUGGGCACCCUUUACGAUGCCUUUGGCAAGUACUUCUUUCCACUUUUACGCACUGGGAAGCCAGGAACUCAGGAGAACUUGGACAAACUCAACACAGCCUUUGGACUGCUCAACACUUUCCUAGAGGAUCAGGAUUACGUAGCCGGAAGUGAGCUUUCCGUGGCUGAUAUCGUCAUUUUGGCCACAGUUUCCACUAUCGAAAUGGUUGAUUUCGAUUUAAAGAAAUUUCCCAAUGUGGAAAGAUGGUACAAAAAUGCUCAGAAGGUGACUCCAGGUUGGGAUGAAAAUCUCCGGAGAAUGCAAGAAGCGAAAAAGUUUCUGGCCGCCAAUAUAAUAGAGAAAUUACCUUAA
Messenger RNA from Drosophila serrata, 690 nucleotides. Its product is annotated as glutathione S-transferase D6-like. Gene Ontology annotation, biological process: glutathione metabolic process. Lineage: Eukaryota; Metazoa; Arthropoda; Insecta; Diptera; Drosophilidae. Gene Ontology annotation, molecular function: glutathione transferase activity. The record is from RefSeq and is a predicted model, not a curated record.